Molecule: messenger RNA, 1293 nt
Organism: Yamadazyma tenuis ATCC 10573
Lineage: Eukaryota; Fungi; Ascomycota; Pichiomycetes; Serinales; Debaryomycetaceae
Gene: MSF1
Product: phenylalanine--tRNA ligase
Biological process (GO): phenylalanyl-tRNA aminoacylation
Cellular component (GO): mitochondrion; cytoplasm
Molecular function (GO): phenylalanine-tRNA ligase activity; tRNA binding; ATP binding
Source: RefSeq, a predicted model, not a curated record
AUGGGCACCACCAAACGAACGUACCCCGAUGUGCUCGAGGUCCAAGGUCAGGCCUUCAAAACCGAUGAAUGGACCAACGUCCCCCAGUUCAUCCUCGACCUCACCAAACGCCAACUCCACCAGAACCCUAACCACCCCAUCGGAAUCCUCCGCCACUUAAUCGAGAAAAACUUCACCGGCCUUGGAUACACGUACUACAGUGACUUUCAGCCCGUGGUCACCACGUACGAAAACUUCGAUAUGCUCGGGUUUCCCCCAGACCAUCCUGGCCGAAGCAAAUCUGAUACCUACUACUUGAAUAAAACCCAUUUGUUGAGAACACACACCUCAGCCCACGAAGGUGAGUGCUUUUCGUUGAUGAAGACCCCCGGAUACUUCAUCACCGCCGACGUGUACCGCAAAGAUGAAAUCGACCGAACUCACUAUCCCGCUUUCCACCAGAUGGAAGGAGCUCGGGUCUGGGACAGAAACCAGCCGGGACUAUUUGAGCAGUUGCAACGUGACAUCGACUCGAUUCCUACCACCAACUUGGUGGUGGAAGACUGUGCUGCCCAAUCACCGGCCAACCCCAAGCAAGAGUAUAUGGAAAAUAGAGAAGUGGAAUUGGUGUCUGCGCACUUGAAGCGCACGAUGGAGUUGUUGGUGCACACGGUGUUUGAGGCAGCCAAGGCCAGUGCUGCCGCCGCUGGAUCGACCGAGCCUUACCUCAACGAGCCGUUGCGCGUACGGUGGGUGGAGGCGUACUUUCCGUGGACCGCUCCCUCGUACGAGAUCGAAGUUUGGUGGAAAGGCGAAUGGCUUGAAUGUUGUGGCCUGGGGCUUGUGCGGCAACCGGUCAUGGUCAAUGCUGGCUUGAGCACCGACCACAUCGGAUGGGCGUUUGGGGUGGGCCUCGACCGAAUCGCCAUGUUGUUAUUUGGAAUUCCCGAUAUUAGGCUCUUCUGGACUCUCGACCCGCGAUUUGGCAGCCAGUUCCAGCAGGGAAAGGUGACCACCUUCCAACCGUACUCGAAAUUCCCAGGAAUCAAGCGGGACGUUUCGUUUUGGUUGCCAGACGGAAGCCUUUUACACGCCAAUGAUGUGAUGGAAUCGAUCCGGAACUAUGGUGGAGAUUUGAUAGAAAGUGUGAGUUUGAUUGAUGAGUUCAAGCACCCUAAAACUGCAAGACAUUCGCAGUGCUACCGAGUGAAUUACCAGUCGAUGGACCGCAACUUGACCAACUCAGAGAUCAAUCAGAUCCAUAGUGACGUGCAGAACGACUUGAUUGAGUAUUUCGGCAUCGAAAUCCGUUAA